AUGAAACAACUCAGUGCAACCAUUGAAAAAAUACUAAAGAGAAUAGACAGAGAACUCGUCGAACAUACUAGGCUGGGUUCUGGGUUGUGGGGGGCUUUUAGUUAUGCAGGGACCAUUUACAAGGUGCUAUUUGAUGAUGUUAUUAGAAACUUGAAAAAAAAAGGUCUGAAAGAUCAAAAAAACCUAUUCAAGAGGAAGGCUAAUAUUAAUACAGUUAAGAAGGCUAAAAAGUUGAUAUGCGAUCUGACAUCUAACAGAUGCAUUGUUUUUCCUCCCGUUCUCGUAGAUAGUGAAGGAAAUGUCUGUGGAGAUUGCCUUGAUAAUUCAAAUCUUUCGCUUUGUCGGAUAUACUUUUUCUUCAAAUUUAACGAUAAGCUUGAAAGUAUCUAUUCCGAACUACUUGGGCCAUUCCUGGAUGCACUCCAAGGGGUCUUGCCAUUUACUGAAGGAAUCUAUUGCUCCUGCCCUCUGGAUUACAUCCCAGAAGAUGCACGGAAGUUUUAUACAGACCAAGGCACCAUACCUGCUGAAGAUUUGAUACUUGAUCUUUUAGUAGAGGGAUCUAGUAUGUUUCCCAACAACAUUAUUAGGGGCCUUUCCCGAGAGGCAAGACUGCUCUGUGUCAGUGUUUUCGAGGGGUGUUUUAAGGACGCCUGUGAGCUUUUUUCUAAGAACUUGAAAGAAGGGAUCCGGAAUGGGCUAGACGGUCUGAGGAAAAGUGUCACGGAGAUUUCCUCAAAAGAAGAAAGGGAAAGGCUGGAAGGGAUUCUUUCCCGUGCUGAGGGUAUUCUUAAGGUCCUCAUUGCAAAGGUUACGAUUUUCAAGAAGAAAUAUGAAAGAGCCAUCAGUAGCUUUAAGAAAGGUGAAGGAUCUUUUGCCAGAGAGUUUUCUGAACUUAAGGGGGAACUAAAAGGAGUUAGUAGCAAAGCAGCUGAUCUAGACUCUGUGGUUGAUGAGGUUCAAAAGGCUCUCACUCAAGCAUUUGGCCCUGAAUUCAUAACUAGUGAGCUUUUUGUAUUGAAGGAAGAACUAGAAGAAGUCGACGGGAGGAUGUUUGGUCAGGAACCCAUAGUGGACAGAACUGAAAAACCUCCUAUCCAAUCCGAUGGAAUAAGUAAUCUUUUUAGGAACUUACGCCUUGUGUUUGCAGCCAUUCUGGUGGUCCAGUGCAUCCUCUGGUAUCUUGAGGAGGAGGACAGUGCAACUCGGAGGGCGUGGAACACGGGGGUGUACUCGCUGGCCGUGGCAGGGACCAUUGUAUACCAGGUGUGGAGACUGGCAGCGAGGUACCGUGACGACGGGGUGAUUGGGAUGCUGAGGGAGGAGUGGACUGCAGUUGGGUGCAUUGUGCCGAUGGCAGCCGGGCUUCUCCACGGGGGCGUGGUCAGGAGCAGUGUGUACAGCAUGACGGUGGCAGGCAUUGGGGCCGUUAUGAUGGCUGUGCAGGGCGGUGUGCUGUGUGGGAUGUCGCUGAUGCAGGUGUGUGUGGUUGUGUGUGGGAACCUGGUUCUCGGGGCUCUGUGUGUUGGCGGAGACGGGGAGUGGAGCCUGUAUCUGUGUGUUGCGGCUGUUGCGUUUGCAUCUGUUCUGCUUCUCGUGUUGAAUGUUGGCGGGGGUGGAGAGAAGAGUGUUGGCGAGGGCAUUGAGAGUAUGGUGUUUGUGAUGAGCAUGCUUGUGUGUGUGUGUGUGUCGCAUGUGUGUGGACGGGACUACGACAUGGUGUAUGGGGGGGGGGGUGCCAGAAAAGUACCUUCGGGCUGGAUGAGGUCUACAUAG
Molecule: messenger RNA, 1776 nt
Organism: Encephalitozoon cuniculi GB-M1
Lineage: Eukaryota; Fungi; Microsporidia; Unikaryonidae
Exons: 1
Coding region: 1-1776 (591 amino acids)
Source: RefSeq, marked provisional